Molecule: messenger RNA, 1432 nt
Organism: Hemicordylus capensis (graceful crag lizard)
Lineage: Eukaryota; Metazoa; Chordata; Lepidosauria; Squamata; Cordylidae
Gene: HSD17B14
Product: hydroxysteroid 17-beta dehydrogenase 14
Exons: 10
Coding region: 10-942 (310 amino acids)
Biological process (GO): steroid catabolic process
Cellular component (GO): cytosol
Molecular function (GO): estradiol 17-beta-dehydrogenase [NAD(P)+] activity
Source: RefSeq, a predicted model, not a curated record
AUACGGAGCAUGCUCGGGGGGGGGGGGCGGAGACCACAUGUUGCUGCCACUUUGCGUCCAAAGAUCAGCUGGAUUUUCGGUAAUUUGGAGGAACUGCGACAAGCAGAAGCUGGAAUGGCGAGUGGGCUGCGGUACCCGGGCAAGGUCGUCAUAGUAACGGGGGGCACCCGAGGCAUUGGUGAAGGCAUCAUGAGAGAAUUUGUACGCCAAGGAGCCAAGGUGGUCUUCUGUGCACCAGAAUCAGAAGGGGAAAGAGGACAAGCCCUUCAGAGGGAACUGAAGGAUUCUGGGAGCCCUGGGGAGGGCCGCUUCCAGGUCUGUGAUGUCCUCUCUGAAAUGGACAUUAAGAAUUUGGUUUCAGUGACGAUAGAACAUUAUGGACGCCUUGACUGCCUGGUGAACAAUGCAGGAUGGCAUCCUCCUGAACAACAGAUGGAUGAUGUGACUGCACAGGAGUUCCGCCACCUGAUCGACCUCAAUGUUGUAAGCUGCUUCUUAAUGGCCAAGUACGCGCUGCCCUACCUCCGGAAAACAAAAGGGAACCUUAUCAACAUCUCCAGCCUUGUCAGUAUUAUGGGACAAAAGUACGCUGUGCCUUAUGUUGCAACCAAGGGUGCUGUUUCUGCAAUGACAAAAGCCAUGGCCGUAGAUGAGAGUAAACACGGGGUUCGAGUUAACAGCAUCUUACCUGGGAAUAUCUGGACCCCUAUGUGGGAAAAAGCAGCAAGCCAUACAGCCAAUCCAGAAGCAACCAUCCAGGAAGGCAAAAAUGCUCAGCUUUUGGGACGGAUGGGGACCCCAGCAGAAUGUGCAGCUGCUGCUUUGUACCUUGCUUCCGAUGCCACCUUCUGCACUGGUAUCGACCUUGUGCUCAGUGGCGGAGCUGAACUUGGCUACGCCCAGAAGAAAUGGAUGGAAUCCUCUUCUGACUUUGAGAGCUAAUAGGAGCCAGCCGAGACUUCAUCAGGAAGUGGGAGCGCUUCCAUGAUUUCCAGAUGCUUGAGAGAAGAGACUGAGCCUCAACACUAGCUUGUGAAGCUUUCCAAGUUCAUAACUUGCACUCUUAACUGUUACAUUACCAAUGCUGGAUUGGGACUCAGGUCAAGACUUUAGAUGCCAAUACAUACUGACAAUUCAGCAGCUGAUUCUCGUCUCCUGAACAUUCAAUUCUGAACAUAUUUUGGAAACUGCUAUCUUUAAACAAAAGAACAAAUCUGAGGGGCCUUUUUGUAGCUGGAGUUAAGCUGGUAACAAGUCAUGGGGUUUUUUGCUUCAUUGGCUCUAGUUUUCCCAUUUUAAACAGAUCUUAACUGAAUAUUUAAUGUGUGUGUUUUUCCUACUCACUGUUACAUGUCCCAGGCUUUCGGCAGGGCAAUAAAUUUAAAUAAAUGACACCCACCCAGAUAACUGGACUGGGGAGUGUUUGUGCAUA